Rhizoctonia solani is the source of this 933-nucleotide messenger RNA. RefSeq lists its product as uncharacterized. The transcript has a single exon. The record is from RefSeq and is a predicted model, not a curated record. Lineage: Eukaryota; Fungi; Basidiomycota; Agaricomycetes; Cantharellales; Ceratobasidiaceae. Bases 1 to 933 code for a protein of 310 amino acids.
AUGUGCCUUUAUCUCCCCACUAUCUACAAUUUCGGGACUAUCACUCAAGCCAAGAGGUCCAGCAGCAACCGGGCCAUUGCGACAUCCAAACCCCAGCAACACCGAGACAUGGUCCUAACCAGCUCCACUCGUAUGGCCACCAGCCCAGGUCUGGCUUCUCCUCAGCUGAGCGAUGCUGGAAGUACCAAGUCAACCAGGUCGAAUCGAUCUACCAGGUCCGUCCGAAUCGCCGAAGACAAGGGGCCAAUCGGUCCAGGACAGUAUACCGCAGGUGCUGAGAAGACUGGCCCAAAGAAAGUCCUCAAGCCCUCGUCUGACGCUUCCUCCUUCGGUGUCAACGACUCAGUACCAGCAGCUGGUGCCGCCAUCCAGGGUAUCCUUGUCGACCUUCUGACGUCUAUCAAGAGGUUCAAGUGCCCCAAAGACCUUGACUUCACACUCGAGCAUGAAGACGUUCUGAUGAUCGACUACACCCCAAAGAACGAGUCAUUCGUCGACCAGGUCAAGCUGCUAAACCGUCUUCGAAUCGCACUGCUCAGAGCUCCAACCCACCAGAACGACGAGCUAAUCGACAUGCACGAGAAGGUCACUAUGUCUGUCAACCGAGCCAUCCUGAAGAUGCUCCAUCAGCAGCUCACAUUCUAUCUUGACUUCAUUGGCAGCUUGUUCGUCUGCUAUAUCGAGUCGUUUACAUACCCUUCUCGACUUGACUUCUGUCUGGACGUCAGCGACCCAUGGCACCUGCCGCAAAGUCAGAGCAACAUGCCGUUCAUCAUUCAGUUCGACAGGAUGUAUGUGAUCCGAAUGCGGCUGACUGUGUUCGCAAAGCACGAUGAUGGCCAGUUCACUGAGAGGCUUGCGCAAAUGGAAAGGAGAGUAACGCAGGUGAUUGAUGAUAUGAUGAGCUACCAGGCGAGCUACGAGAAAGGGUGA